Messenger RNA from Blastomyces gilchristii SLH14081, 270 nucleotides. RefSeq lists its product as uncharacterized. Lineage: Eukaryota; Fungi; Ascomycota; Eurotiomycetes; Onygenales; Ajellomycetaceae. The record is from RefSeq and is a predicted model, not a curated record. The transcript is spliced from 3 exons. Bases 1 to 270 code for a protein of 89 amino acids.
AUGCUCACAGCUCUUGCUCUAUUCAGCUUGCUUAACAUCAGCUCUACCCUUGCUCUUCAGAUGGAGCUAGAGCAGUCAGUCUUCAUUGAUGCUUCAAAACCCCCACAUACUACCCACAAAGUCAAUUCAAACCACACUUUGACACAGUCAAGCCUUCAAUCUCCAUGCACACCGUUGCAGCAAUUUGAUUCUGGCUUUACCCGAUUCAAUCCCUCAAAUCGCUCAGGCCUAUUAAUGUCAUUCACUGUCAACUCUCUGAAUUCCCAGUGA